Molecule: messenger RNA, 1764 nt
Organism: Adineta ricciae
Lineage: Eukaryota; Metazoa; Rotifera; Eurotatoria; Adinetida; Adinetidae
Source: the annotation of a GenBank genome assembly
AUGACCAUCGAAAAGAGUAAACUUCAGCUUCCAACUAUCAAAGAUUUUCAUUUUCUAAAAACAAUCAGCCGUGGUGGUUACGGCCGAGUUUAUCUAGCUACAAAGAAAAAUGAUGAAAAUGAGACGAAAUACGCGAUUAAAGUUAUCAAUAAACAUGAUAUACGAAAAAAGAACUUAAUUGAUCAAAUUCUCAAUGAACGUGAUGCAUUAGCUACCAUGCAUAGUCAAUUUGUUGUUCGGCUAUUCUAUUCCUUGCAAACAAAAGAUGAGAUAUAUCUAGUGAUGGAAUACAUGAUCGGAGGAGAUCUUAUGUCGUUUCUUUGCAUUAAACAAAUACUCGAAAGACAUGAAGCACAAUUCUAUGUAGCGGAAAUUGCCCUUGCGCUCGACUAUCUACAUCGAAAAGGCGUUGUUCAUAGAGAUUUAAAACCAGAUAAUGUUUUAAUAUCAUCAACUGGACACAUCAAAUUAACCGAUUUUGGUCUAUCGGAAAUUCGAAAUAGACGAAAAGUGUCUGUUGCUGAUGUUAUCGGUACACCGUCAGUAUGUAAAGUCCGAGUUUUUCGUACACCCGGUCAAAUCAUAUCUCUAACAUCGGAUUUCAGUUUUUCAUCGAGUGAAUCAGAUUCAGAACACCUACACAUAUCAACAUCAGUGCAUAGCAAUCCAGCUAGUGCAACAUCGAACGAGAAUAUCCCAAUUAAUAAUAGUUAUCAUCGUUCGUUUUCUUCGUCGCGUAUUGCUGAUUGUAGUUUACGUGUAUAUCGUCAACCGUUACCUUUAUGUAUACCGGAAAAUGAACCGAUUUCAUUUGGAAAUGAUGAUCUCGAUGAACAUGACGAGGCUAGCACAAGCAAUAUAUCCGAUUUUUUAUUUUGCAGUCCUAAAGGACGAUCACCAACGACUUUACAAACUGUGAAGCAACAGCCACGUAUCUAUCCGAAAACCAUUUCAAGAUUAUUAGCAUCAUCGCCUGCUCACCAGAAUCAAUUUCGUGUAUUUCGCGGUAUGGGACAAACUCUACAUCCAACGACGGCGAAUACACUUGCUGCACCGAUCUCAGCAUCACCAUGUUUAUCACCUAUACGAUAUUCACUGGACAUAUCAUCGAUUAAUCAUAUCCAAGCACAGCCUAUCGAAGAAGAACCAGUGGAUAAUAUACAACAUCAUUCAUUACCAACGGACGAUGGUUCAGUUAAAUCGGUAUGUCUUGCGCAAAAUGUGUCCACUGGUCGAAUCCUAAGCGAUGUCACCAAUAAUACUUCUAUUCGAAGUAGUUUUCUUCGAUCACCAAUCCAUCCCAAUGUUUCAGGACCUGUUUUGGGUACACCAGACUACCUCAGUCCAGAGAUUUUGCUACAAGAUGAAAAUCACACUUCAGCCGUUGAUUUUUGGGCACUCGGUGUAUGCCUGUUUCAAUUUCUAGUUGGUGUAACACCUUUCUCUGAUGAAUGUCCACGUGCAAUAAUCUCCAAUAUUUUAAAUUAUCGAAUUCUAUGGCCAGAGGAUGAUGAGAGUCAAUUAGAUGAUGAUGCCAUCAGUGUCAUCAAAGGUUUACUUAGUUACGAUCCUAGUUUACGACUUCAACUAGACGAUUUGAAAAAAGAGCCUUUCUUUGAUACAAUUGAUUGGGACAAUCUUGCCAAUGCUCCUGCACCAUUUAUUCCCGCACCUGAUAAUGAUUCGGAUACAUUCUAUUUUGAAGCUCGAAAUCGAGCAAUCGGCUUUGAUGAAGAAUCAGCCGAUCAUCACUCCAUGUUGUGA